AUGGAAAACAAAAUCGUAUUGAUUUUUGUUCUUGCUUUCAUCCCAACCAUUUUGGGUCGAAAUGCUACAACGGGUUCAAUUGUGGUUGAUGUAACCACAACAAUAGCAGAAACGGAUGAGAAUUUCGUUUGCUUUACUUUGGACAUUUGGCCCCAUGACGAGUGUCGUUGGUCCAAACUUUGUGUUUGGGAUGGUCAUGCUUCUAUGCUCAAUUUGGAUUUAACUCUUCCUAUCAUAAACAAAGCAGUUCAAGCUUUCAAGUCGGUAAGGAUUAGAGUCGGAGGUACUUUACAAGACAAAUUGAUUUAUAACGUUGGAGCCGGCUUCAAGGGAACCUGUCACCCAUUUCAAGCAACCAAAGGUUCGUUGUUUGACUUCUCGGUGGGAUGUUUGUACAUGGAAAGGUGGGACGAUUUGAACAACUUUUUCAACAAUACAGGGGCGAUUGUGACUUUUGGCUUAAACGCUCUCUUGGGUAAGUACAAGACGCAAGGAAUUCAAUGGGAAGGAAAUUGGAACUAUAGCAAUACCGAAGCUCUUAUUCAAUACACGAUAGAGAAUAAUUAUCAAAUAAAUUCAUGGGAGUUUGGCAAUGAACUGGCUGGACUUAAUAGCAUUGGUGCCAGUGUUACUGCUGCACAAUAUGCAAAAGACGUUAUUAAGCUUCGAGAAAUCAUAGAUCGUUUGUACAAUAACUUCCAACAAAAACCUAUGAUUGUAGCACCUGGUGCAUUCUUUGAUGAGAAAUGGUACGGGGAAUUUCUUAGAAAAACUGGACCAGGAGUUGUCGACGUUCUCACUCAUCAUAUAUAUAACAUGGGUGCAGGCGAUGACCCCAAAUUGAUUUAUAGGUUCGUUAAUUCAACGUAUCUUUCUCAAGUAUCGAACACAUUUGAACAUCUUGAGAACGUGAUACAAAAGAAUGCCCCUUGGGGUGCCGCUUGGGUUGGAGAAGCUGGUGGAGCUUAUCAGGGUGGCAGUCCUCAUAUCUCCUAUACAUUUAUCAAUAGUUUUUGGUACUUGGAUCAGCUCGGGAUGGCUUCAAUGUACAAUACAAAAGUAUAUUGUAGGCAGACUUUGAUCGGUGGAUUCUAUGGUGUUAUCAAAUCCUCAACUUUACUUCCCACGCCAGACUACUAUGGUGCACUUCUCUUCCAUCGACUCAUGGGACCCCGUGUUCUCAAAAUUGACAAUAAUGUCUCUUCUGACCUUCGUAGCUAUGCCCAUUGCUCGAGAGGAAGAACCGGUGUAACCUUGCUUUUCAUCAAUUUGAGCAAUACAACCGACUUUAUAAUUGACGUUGAAAACAACAUCAACCUGAGUUCAGGUAAGAGAAACGCUUCAAAAGGUCAAAGAAUGAAAAUAGAUUCACCGAGAGAGGAAUACCAUUUGACUCCAAAAGAUGGUCUAGUUAGAAGUUCCACGGUGCUUUUAAAUGGAAAUCCAUUGGAGACUACGAAAGAAGGAGACAUACCAAAUCUUCUACCUGUCUACCGUCAGAGUAACUCUUCUAUACAUAUUGCUGGUUGGUCCAUUGCUUUCAUUGUCGUCCCUCACUUUGUAGCUCCAGCAUGCAACUGAUUCG
Molecule: messenger RNA, 1585 nt
Organism: Cucurbita moschata (crookneck pumpkin)
Lineage: Eukaryota; Viridiplantae; Streptophyta; Magnoliopsida; Cucurbitales; Cucurbitaceae
Product: heparanase-like protein 1
Exons: 9
Coding region: 1-1581 (526 amino acids)
Cellular component (GO): membrane; plant-type cell wall
Molecular function (GO): beta-glucuronidase activity
Source: RefSeq, a predicted model, not a curated record